Molecule: messenger RNA, 1038 nt
Organism: Lagopus leucura (white-tailed ptarmigan)
Lineage: Eukaryota; Metazoa; Chordata; Aves; Galliformes; Phasianidae
Product: histone H1.8
Exons: 5
Coding region: 192-914 (240 amino acids)
Biological process (GO): nucleosome assembly
Cellular component (GO): nucleosome
Molecular function (GO): DNA binding
Source: RefSeq, a predicted model, not a curated record
UCUGGGCAGGAGCGCUCGGGCUCACCUGUGUCCACUGCGGUGGGAACCCGGCAAUUAGCGGCUGCCCAAACGGCCCUCGCCGUCACCGUGCCGAAUCAGAUAAAUCAGCUGCAGCCAAAGCCGCCGGCGCUGCCCGGCUCUCCAGCCUGCUCGCCCGGGGCCGGCGGAGCCGCCACCCCCCCACGCUGCACAUGGUGCUCGAGGCGCUGCAGGCGCAGGACGGGAAGAAGGGCGCCUCAGUCGUCGCCAUUAAGCGCUUCAUCCUGGCCAAAUACCCCACGGUGGACCCCGUGCGCCUCAAGUAUCUGCUGAAGCGGGCGCUGGCGACGGGGCUGAGCCGCGGCUUCCUGGUGCGGCCCCACAACUCCUCCGCCCUGGGGGCCACGGGGCGCUUCAAGCUCGCUCCCAAGAGGCUGCAGCAGAAACAGGCGCAGGGCCAGGAGGAUCCCGGGGAGGGACCGGCCCCGAAGACCGGACGCAGAGGGGCUGCUGAGGCUGCCCGAGCCCCUGCGGUGGCGCGGAGCGACGGAGGGCAAGGCACGGCCAAGGAGGAGCCGAAAGCAGUGAAGAGGAAGCCGAGGGCAAAGCCUGCAGAUGCCCAGCCGGCGGUGGAGAAGCCCAGGAGUCAUGGAGUGAAGGCCCACCAGGCCCCUGGCAAAGGGCGGCCGCAGCCCCCUGCAGCUCCUGCUGCCAGCAGUGUGCGAGAGGACAGUGCUGACCACCCUGCUGGGGUGAAGAGACCCAAAAAGGCCCCAGCAGCCAAGAGCAAAGGGAAGGUUCCUGAGGAGGCCCAGGAAGCUGCCUCGAAGAAGGGAGGUAAAGCCAAGGCAAGGAAGCCUCAGGCAGCUCUGGGUGCUGGCCAGGGGGGGAAGGCUGGAGCACAGGAGGCAGCUCCUGGCAGGAAGGUGUCAUAGGGGCCCCAGGACUUUGACAGCACAGCGCCAUCCCCAGCUGAGUCUGGGCUUUGGGCUAGGAGCUGGUUUUAAUUCCCAGGUGUUAAUUCUGUUCAUCUGCUACUAAUAAAGGUUGUCUGAUUCA